Alosa alosa (allis shad) is the source of this 2641-nucleotide messenger RNA. RefSeq names its product dual specificity tyrosine-phosphorylation-regulated kinase 4-like. Gene Ontology annotation, cellular component: nucleus. The transcript is spliced from 13 exons. The record is from RefSeq and is a predicted model, not a curated record. Gene Ontology annotation, biological process: peptidyl-serine phosphorylation; peptidyl-threonine phosphorylation. Gene Ontology annotation, molecular function: protein serine/threonine kinase activity; ATP binding; protein serine/threonine/tyrosine kinase activity. Lineage: Eukaryota; Metazoa; Chordata; Actinopteri; Clupeiformes; Clupeidae. Bases 533 to 2239 code for a protein of 568 amino acids.
GUGGUCACAGUGUGUCGGUCUGUUGUAGCUGCGCUAUCAGCAGAUCAUUAAGAUCGCAUAAUGGUACACGAGUUUUGCCUGGAUUAAAGAGACUCGUGUAAAGCAUGAAGUCAGUACGAGGUUUUUGUUGUUUUCGUUAUGUGCCACCUACCACAAGAAGCUGUAAGCUUAUGCCUACUUCGCAGAGUUGACAAAUAAGUCUGUAGCCUAUCUUAUUUGCGACAGAAUAAGUAGGCUAUGUAGCCUAAGUAAUAAGUCACGAACAGGUGCGUCUUCGAAAACACGUCAAAACGAAUGGACCCUCUUUUCGUCUUUCAAUGGAGUAGCGAUAGGUGAUUUUUAGGAAGUAGCUUUUUGUAUCCUCUUGUGUAGCAUCAACAGUGCGCUUCUGUCAUUGCCGCGAUGUCCAAUCUACAUGGAUUCAUUGUUUCUGAUAGAAAACACGCUGUAGCCUACUUGAAAGAACCGUUAAUUCGAUGUGAUGUAGAUAUUGGAUUGGGAGAACUCGAGUCCAUUGAGGAUUUGUGAGGACAUGUUUCCUGAUAUUAUUAAGCCGGAUGAGUGCCCCCCUGGUCCCAAACCCCACGCUGGGACUUCGGUGACUGGCUUACAUGUGACAUCUGGGGAACGGCUUCGAUCGAGCAAACCCCAGAAAUCUGGUAUACGUAUGCUAUCUGGUAGACCCUACCAGCAGCACCUCCUUGGCACAUUUCCUCAUCUGGAGAAUAAGCAAGUGUGUCGUAACCCCCAGAAGACCAGCAGCCAUAAGGACAUCCUGCCCCGUAUUGCUCCUGUUAUCCACAAUACUCCACCUGUGAUCCCACCACCCAGCGCUGACGAUAGGCCUCGGACCUCGAAAUUCAGGUCCACAGUGGAGAAUCUUCCAGAAUGCAUCAACAACAGGAAAAGUACAAGUCCCUACAAUGGAGCAAAGUCACUGUCCCUAACACCAAGAGAGGCACUGAAAAUAUUCAGGGAUAAGCUGUCGGAGUUUGAGCAGGAAGAGAUCAUUAACUUUCCGGAUAUAUACUACCUUGGUCUCGAUGCCCAGAAGAUCGAAGCAGUUGAAGGGGCUCCUCAAAAUAAUGGCUUUGAUGAUGAGAAUGGCGCGUACAUCAAGGUUUUGCAUGAUCACCUUCAAUACCGCUAUGAAGUUCUGGAGGUAAUUGGAAAGGGAUCAUUUGGCCAAGUCCUGAAAUGUAUGGAUCAUAAGGCCAAAGAACUGGUUGCUCUUAAGAUUCUUCACAACAAAAGAAGAUUCAAGCACCAAGCCCUGAUGGAGCUCAAGAUCUUGGAACUGUUGCGCAAGAAAGAUCGGAACAACCGUUUCAAUAUCAUCCACAUGAAGGAGCACUUUAUGUUCCGUGAUCACCUAUGCAUCACCUUUGAGCUCCAGGGGGAUAACCUCUAUGAGACUAUAAAGAAGAACCGCUAUAAGGGCUUCAGCCAAGCCACAGUCCGUCGCUUCACUCACUCCAUCCUUAAGUGUCUGCAGGUGCUUCAUCAUGAGAAGAUAAUCCACUGUGACCUAAAGCCGGAGAACAUCGUUGUCACCCAGAACGGCUCGCUGAACAUCAAAGUGAUCGAUUUUGGAUCUAGUUGCUUCGAUCAUGAGAGAGUGUACUCUUACAUCCAGAGCCGCUUCUACCGCUCCCCUGAGAUCAUCCUGGGCUGCAGCUAUGGCAUAGAGAUUGAUAUGUGGAGCCUUGGCUGCAUCAUUCUUGAGCUGUACACCGGCGUGCCACUCUUUCCUGGAGAGAAUGAGAAGGACCAGCUUGCCCUCAUCAUGGAGGUGCUGGGAGUGCCUCCGGAGGAGAUGCUUCAGGCUGCGCCAAGGAUGAAAAAGUUUUUUGAGCCUACUGGCAAACCAAGGCCCUACACCAAUAGCAAGGGCAAGACCAGAAAAACUGGCUCCAAAGAUCUGGCCAGCAUUCUGAAGACCUCUGAUCCACUCUUUCUGGACUUCAUCAGGGGCUGCCUUGCCUGGGACCCAACUAAGCGUAUGACUCCGGAUGAGGCCCUUCAGCAUGAUUGGUUUACGGAGGCCCAAAACAGGUGCCGCACAAGGAUCCGUACCUCCAAGAAGACAGUUGAGGUCAACAGCCCUCCCCAGUCAGCAGCUGCGGAGCAGACGAGCUAUGACAAGCAACACUCCGCCAAGAAGACCUACAAGCAGGGCUCUGGAAAGACCAAUAUGCAGAGCCCCGGGAGAGACAAGCUGGCUUCUCUGGACCACUAAUCUGUACCAGGUGCGUCGGCCUGGAAGUAUGCAGCGGAGGGAGCAAUCAAGGUCCCCAGCAGUGUUGGCAGCAGGUGCAAGGUGGCCAAACCAGUCAGCCCAUAUUAUCAUCCCCUCCCCCAUGGAUGCCACAACCCUUACUUCAGACCUGGAUCUUAAACAGGUCUGGCCCCGCCUCAACUGAGAGGCAACAACUAGGGCUGUUUUGAGGGUGGUAAGGUGGUAUUCAUUUGCUCAUCCUUCUCGUGUGUAUCCUUACAUUCUUGACGCUAAGAGCCCAGGAGGUAUUGGCAACUUCACACCUAAGUUACCCCUCACCCUCAAACUGAAGCCCUUCAUUAGGCCUACUGGCUACAGGGUCAAGGAUGAUGCUUGAUUUGUGUGUGUGUGUGGGGGGGGGGG